UUAGUGCCAGCUUAGGUGUUCAUUCAGCACCUCCUCCUGCCAAAAUCUGUGUGGAUAAAGGAGUCAUUUGUUGGGAAAACAAGCAGGUAGGAAGACUGCACAGAAACAACGGCUCAGGGAGGAGUACAAUACAAUCUGUGGAAAGAAAAGUCUUCUUAAUGGAGAACAAGGGAAGCUUCAUGAAUUCACCAUGGGUCUAGCCAAUAUAAUGGGGACAGUAACUGCUAUAACUACCAUGAUGUUAUGUGUCAGAUCGAACGUUUCAGGUCUGUCUGUUAUACAGUGUCCUGGUAAAGUCCUGGUAAAGCCUGCUCCUGUUUUCCUGGUUGGCUCCAACAUUUCGAUCACCUGUGUGUCUAUGGGACAGAACUGCGACAUCAAUGAAUUUGAACUGCAUAGAAAUAAGAAACAAAUACAAAUGGAGCGCUUUAAUAAAACUGCUGCACACCAUUUGAUGAUCAAUGUUACAACUCAAGACUCCACAAUAUACUGUUACAUUGAGUGUGUGGAUGGGGCUAAAGAGUUAGUGUGUGUAGCAAGUCUUCAACCUGGCUAUCCACCAGACCAGCCAAAAGACCUGAUCUGUAUUUGGAGACAUAACAAUAUGAUAUGCACGUGGAUAGCAGGAAAACAGACAUUGCUGGAAACAUAUUACACCUUCCAUAUCCAAACUGAGGGAACAGGUAAAGAACAGAUAUUUCCUACAAAAUUUGGAACUAGCAAUGUCACUGUUUCUGGAGAUCAUCUUGAAAAAGCCUCUCUAUACAAAGUUUGGGUACAAGCCGCGAAUGCACUAGGAAAUGCAACAUCUAAGGACCUAACUUUUUCGAUCCACGAUAUAGCUAAGCCUGAUGCACCAAACAUCACUAAAGUUGAAUUUAUAAAAAAUUCAAUUGCCAAGACCAUCAUUCACUGGAGAAAUUCAACAAGUGCAAGAUGUUGGUUUGAACUGAGGUAUAGAAUAACGUCCGAUCCUGGUAUCAGCUGGACUCUGAUUGGUAAAAAUAUGUUUAGCAUGAAUGGAAAUUCAGGUCAUUUUUACAACUGGGAGCCUUUCAAUGAAUACGAGUUUCAGAUUCGCUGCAGCUUCAUAAAAGGCAAUAACUACUGGAGUGACUGGAGCAAGUCAUUUAUAAGCAAAACACCUGAGGCAGUGCCUGCUGGAAUUUUAGAUGUGUGGAGUUUAAGUGAGCCAGUUGAUCCAAACAAACAUAGAAAGAUAAUCAUCUACUGGAAGCCUCUCCGCCCUCAGGAAAUCAGGGGCAUUAUUCUUGGUUAUCAUAUAUUUUAUCAACAAAAUGGGCUUGAAAUGACCAUCCGAGUGUGUGGUGUAUCAGAGACUUGGUUCAGCUGGCGAACAUUUUGGGCACCAGACCGCAUCUUUGUUACUGCAUUUAACUCCAAAGGAAACUCUACACCUGCAGUCCUCCACAUAGGAGAAGCAAAUUUGAUGGCUCCCAGAAACCUUAAGGUGGCACCAGCGGGAGACUCUGGAAUUUAUGUCAAAUGGGAACCACCAGAUGAAGCCAAUGAGCCAGUUCUGGGUUAUGUAGUCGACUGGACAGAAGCAAUUGACAACAACAAACAGCUACUUGCUUGGAAAAGACUUCCCAGGGAUAAUCAUUCUUUGUUUAUAGGAAAAAUCUCUUCACUUCAGGAAUAUCUAGCAGAAGGAAGAAGCAUUAUACCAAGAAGACGUUACAAUAUUUCGGUCACUGCAAUGUACCAAAAGGGACAAGGAAGAUCUUCCUCGGUGCAGGGAUAUUCAGUGGAAGGAAAACCCACAACAGGACCAAGUGUUUCAGUGAUGAAAUUCACUCGACAGCAAGUACAACUAAAAUGGGGAGAAAUUCCACUUGAAAAACAGCAAGGAUUUAUCACCAACUAUACCAUAUAUCUGAAGAAAGGUGCUGAUGGGUCUUACCUUGUUCCACAUAAUGUCACAAAUGCCACUGUGAGAACUUAUUGGCUGACGCUUGAAUUUGACACAGUUUACAUGGUACAUAUGACUGCCACAACAGCUGCUGGAGAAGGGGCAAAGGGAGCAGAGACAGCCAUCAAACUAGACUAUUACAGCAUUGCUCUUCCACUGCAGCUAAGCAUGGGGAUAACCAUUCCGUCAGCCUUUCUUUUAACUCUGACGUUUGCAAAGUCGAUCAGGAGAAGAAUUAAAACAACGUGCAAGAUGUUUUUACCUGGCUGGACUCAUGAAGAAUUUCCCAAUGUGGAAAACAGCAAUGUGGCUAAAGAACUGCAGAAGAAGGAUGAAGUUCCCUUUCUACACACUGCAGUGCUCUUGAUGUACAAAGAUCCGCCAAUAACAGAAGUAGAAGAUACUUUGCUGCCAAAAAACAACAGAAGUUUGAUCCAGACUGUGCAUAGAAAUUCUAAACAACAAUUAGAACAAUUAGGGUUUGAGAACUCAAUUCCAGAUACUCCAGAAGCUCAUAAUUCUGAUCUGUCUCAACCCAACGAAGAUGCAGAAACCGUUGGUUACAAGCCUCAAAUCUCCAGCAGCUGCCAACUGGCAAAUUUAUCACAUAAUGAUGAACAAUCAAUUCAAAAGGCUGGAAGUAAUCAAGCUAGAGAAUGCAAAGGAUUCAGCAUCCCAACUUUUGACAGGAUUGCUGAUAUUUCCACUAUUGGUGUAAUCUUAGAUAUGAACACAGGUUUGGCAUCUAGCCAGAGUGGGAUACAAGACGAUUCUGACAAGUAUCUCCUUAAGAAGAAAGAAGAUCAGUUCCCAGUCGAUGAGCAUCACAGAAUAUAUGUAACAGAGGGACUGUUUCAAGAACAAACUCUACUACCGGAUGAACUUGUUGAUUGUUUACUGCACUUAGAAGAAGACUCCAUUGAUAUAAAAUCUUAUUUCCCCCAGAUUGUGGCCAUUCAGUGACACUGCUUUAGCAGAUGCCAACAUCUGUUUCUCGGCUUUUCAAAUCUUCAGAAGUUCUGUAAGUUUGUGAGAUACACACAUGCUAUUUGAUUCCGGCUGUGCUCACAAAAGUAGGGGCUUGAGUAUAAAAUCACCAAGCCUCAAGAAAACUAUAAAUUACCAACAAGAGUUGAUUUUUUUCCCCACAGAAUGAAUAUGUGGAAUGAGCUGCUAACAAAAGCAAUUAAUGUUAUAUUAACCCUUGUAUUAAAAAAAGUAGAAAAUUUGUCUGACUUGGACCAGAAUUGAAGAUUUUAAGGUUCAGGAAAGAAAUAAGUGGUCAAGAUUUCUGAAGAAUGUGAUGCCUACUGUGCUUUUGGGUCCAUGAGUGAGUUAAAUGUGAAUGUAACCAGUUAAAUAUUUUUGGUUGUAUAGUUGGAUUAGAAUCCCUGAAAUUUUGUCUAAUUACCUGGAAUUUGAUAUAUUAAUAUAACCAUUCUCAAACAAAUUAAAAUAUGCCUUUAAAUUGGAUCAUCCUUCUGAAUCUAAGAGAGCAAAGUCAAGGUUGUUAGUUUGAAGAUUGUGACAACUUAUGAUAUUGUUUCAUGCUAUUGUUAGUAUACGCCAGAGAGCCAGUUUGCAAAGGAUAGAACUGGAGUCAAUCUUUAACACUGUUAUACUUAUAUACAGAGUUACACAUUACAAGCGUAUACUUUCCCAACCAAUAUCCACUGUUUGUAGGGAUUCAGUUGAAUCACUCAUUAAUACCCACCACCUCCAUACAAUUAAACAUAAAUAAUAUACAAUUACCAAAUUUACCAAUAUAUCUGAAAAUACUGAUUUCAGAAAGGUUACUUUUUUUUCACACCACACAACUCUUAAUGCUCUCAACGUCCAGUCUUAGAGAUGCCAAUUUGAGAAUGAAUGUCACCACGGUAACAAUUUAAAAACUAAUGUAUGUAUUUUCCCUUUAUUAAAAAUUAAGUUUGAAAAUGUUUAAAUAAUACAAAAGGUUUAUACCCAGACUGUCAAUAGUUAAAUGGUUUCCGAAUUUCUUGUUUCAACUUGCAGUCUGUUUGUAGUAUUUAGAGCCUUCAGAUUUAAAAAAGGAAUAUAGUAUUAUACACAACUUAAUUGGAAUCUUUGGCCAGGAUUUUCUGACUGCAUCACGGU
Molecule: messenger RNA, 4048 nt
Organism: Carcharodon carcharias (great white shark)
Lineage: Eukaryota; Metazoa; Chordata; Chondrichthyes; Lamniformes; Lamnidae
Product: interleukin-23 receptor-like
Exons: 16
Coding region: 191-2896 (901 amino acids)
Biological process (GO): cytokine-mediated signaling pathway
Cellular component (GO): membrane; signaling receptor complex; external side of plasma membrane
Molecular function (GO): cytokine receptor activity; cytokine binding
Source: RefSeq, a predicted model, not a curated record